Molecule: messenger RNA, 4398 nt
Organism: Esox lucius (northern pike)
Lineage: Eukaryota; Metazoa; Chordata; Actinopteri; Esociformes; Esocidae
Gene: abcd1
Product: ATP-binding cassette, sub-family D (ALD), member 1
Exons: 13
Coding region: 816-3176 (786 amino acids)
Biological process (GO): very long-chain fatty acid catabolic process; peroxisome organization; long-chain fatty acid import into peroxisome
Cellular component (GO): peroxisomal membrane
Molecular function (GO): ABC-type transporter activity; ATP hydrolysis activity; ATP binding
Source: RefSeq, a predicted model, not a curated record
UUUGUUAUUGGCUGCCACCCGGGUAAACACCAGCACGAAGCAAGUACAGAAAGUACAGUCGCGACACUACGGUAGCUAGCUAGCCACUUUCUCCCGACCGGUGCGACGAAAAGGAUUUCAGCAUGGAUUGAUUGUCACAAAUGUGAAGAUUUAGAUUAGACACUUUGGACUGAAGAUAUCGUGAAAAACUGUUAGUGCCUUUGACGGUCAAUGUCAGGGUUUAGUUUUCGAAGGUCACCUAAUGAGAGCCUGCUGGACGGCUAGCCACUGCACUGAUGAUGGAAGUUGGGGCAGACAAAGUUCCUGCUAGAAUUAACAUGUUGGCAAGCUAGCUAACGUUAACGUCACAGUUUUGCAAGUUUUGCAGUAGUCAUUUCAGGCAUGUGGUUCGGUCUAUAGAAUAUCUAGGUACAGAGAUGUAGAUAGUAGAUAUAGGCGUUAUCACAGUCACAGGUCGCAGGCUUCCUGGUUGUUCGCCAAAAUAAGUUAGCCGUCAACUUAGCUAGCUAAGAUUAGCUAACCCUGCAAGUUAUGUAAUGACGUAAUGCAAUGUCUAGUUUAUGGAAAGUUGUUCAUUUUGGCUUUAGCUAUGAACCCUAGCUAGUGGUAUUGCAUUUCGUUAUGAAUUAAACGUUAUUGUGCUUGAGGAAGGAACUGUCACAAAAGACAGCAAGGUCCUUAACGCGUUAACUCGGCUGUAUAAAGAGGCUAUUGUUGUACAACAGGUGUUUCAACCCGACAGCUCAGCUGUAGCGUAGUGCUUAUGCCAUUUGGAAUCUGCACUAAGACAACUAGCUAGUAACUGACUGUCAAAAAUGUUGGCCAUGUAUGAAAACCUCCCCGCGCAGCUCAAGAAAACCUCCCAUGCUAGAAAAGCCGUUAUCUUUCUAGUCGCUGCCUAUGGAGUCAAAAAACUUUACCCCUAUGUAUGGGCUAAACUCGGGAAGGCAGAUUGCGGUACGCGUCUCACAGUGCCUCUUAGGUCUAACGGUGCGGUACAAGUGGUAACGGAGAAAGACAAACAAGUGAAGAAGAGGAUUAGUAACUCGCCGGCGGUUAACCAGGAGUUUCUGAAGCGGCUGAGCCGUCUGCUGCGUAUUCUGUUUCCUCAGCUGUUCUGUAAAGAACUGGGUCUGCUAGGGUUCCACUCCCUGGCUCUCAUCUCCAGAACAUUUCUGUCCAUCUAUGUGGCCAACCUGGACGGCAUGAUCGUGAAGACCAUUGUGAAAAAGGACCCCAGGGCGUUUGUUUGGGAGUUGACUAAAUGGCUCCUCAUCGCAGUCCCGGCCACCUUUAUAAACAGUGCCAUCCGUUACCUGGAGGGCCAACUGGCCUUGGCCUUCCGCACGCGCCUAGUUACCCAUGCCUACCGACUCUACUUCAGCGACCAGACCUACUACCGGGUCAGCAACAUGGACGGACGCCUCGCCAACCCGGACCAGUCUUUGACUGAGGACAUAGUGAUGUUUGCUGGUUCCGUGGCCCACCUAUACUCCAACCUGACCAAGCCCUGCCUCGACGUUGUGGUCACCUGCUACACCCUCCUCAGAACAGCGGAGUCUAAAGGCGCUAACACCACCUGGCCCUCCGUCAUUGCUGGGGUGGUUGUUGCAAUCACUGCCAAGGUUCUGAGGAUGUUCUCACCGCGGUUUGGUAAACUGGUAGCUGAGGAAGCUCGGAGGAAGGGAGACCUGAGGUACAUGCACUCACGCAUCAUCGCCAACUCAGAGGAGAUCGCCUUCUAUGGGGGACACAAGGUGGAGAUGUCCCAGCUGCAGAGGUCCUAUCGGUCCCUGUCCUCCCAGAUCAACCUGAUCCUGUUUAAGCGUCUGUGGUACGUGAUGCUGGAGCAGUUCCUGAUGAAGUACCUGUGGAGUGCCUCUGGACUGGUUAUGGUGGCUGUGCCCAUUAUCACUGCCACAGGAUACUCUGAAUAUGACUCUGAGGAGGUGAAGCAGGUGGCCCUGGCCUUGAAGGAGGAGGACUUGGUGAGUGAGAGGGCUCAGGCGUUCUCCACCGCCAGAAACCUCCUCAACUCAGCUGCUGACGCCGUGGAGAGGAUCAUGAGCUCAUAUAAAGAGGUGACGGAGCUGGCGGGGUACACGGCCCGCGUGCACGAGAUGUUCUCCGUGUUCGAGGAUGUGCGUGCUGGGGUGUACCGUCGCUCUGCUGUGGAACAGGAGGGUGCAGAGGCGGAGUCUGGUGGAGGGAAACAGGUGGUGCAGCACGGCAUGAGAGUGGAGGGACCAAUCAUGAUGCGAGGUCAGGUGAUCGAUGUAGAGAAGGGCAUCUGCUGUGAAAACCUUCCCAUCAUCACCCCCACUGGAGACGUGGUGGUGUCCAGCCUGAACAUCAAGGUGGAGGAGGGAAUGCACCUGUUGAUAACAGGUCCUAACGGCUGUGGGAAGAGUUCUCUGUUCCGGAUCCUCAGUGGACUGUGGCCCGUCUAUGGGGGGGUUCUCUACAAACCACCACCACAAAACAUGUUCUACAUACCUCAGCGACCGUACAUGUCAGUAGGAACCCUGCGGGACCAGGUGAUCUACCCAGACACAGAGACCGAGAUGGAGGAGAAAGGAUUCAUCGAUCAACACUUAGAUGGCAUCCUCCAGACGGUCAACCUCAUCUACAUCUUGGAGAGGGAGGGAGGAUGGGAUGCAGAGAGUGACUGGAAGGAUGUCCUGUCAGGAGGGGAGAAGCAGAGGAUGGGCAUGGCCAGAAUGUUCUACCACCGGCCCAUGUAUGCUCUGCUGGAUGAGUGUACGAGCGCCGUCAGCAUCGACGUGGAGGGGAAGAUCUUUCAGGCUGCAAAGGAUGCUGGGAUAGCACUGCUCUCCAUCACCCACCGACCUUCACUCUGGAAGUACCACACACACCUGCUGCAGUUCGAUGGCCAGGGGGGCUGGCGCUUCGAGAAGCUGGAUGCCUCCACGCGCGUCUCCCUCCAGGACGAAAAGCAGAAGCUGGAGUCCCAGCUCUCCGGAAUACCCAAGAUGCAACAGCGCCUAUCAGAUCUCCGCCGCAUUCUGGGGGAGGACAACGCCCUGUCAGGCACUGGAGGCAGAGAGGAGGAGGAGGAGGAGGAGGAGGAGGAGGAGGAGGAGGAGGAGGAGGAGGAAAAGAAACAGGAGGAGGACAAAGUCGUGAGGGAUGAACAAGGAGGCAAAGACAUGUAGGAUGGAUGAUAAUGGAUGAUGGAAGAGUAGAGGUGAGGAGGUGUGUGCCCUGUCAAGACCCCUUUCCUCAUCCUCUAGGCAUGUUUCCUCAUCCGCUCCCGCACCCCCAAGGCACUUUAAUGUACCCCUGUAGGCAGAGAAGAACUGUAGGCAUGUUGAGAUUACUGAGAACCUGUCUGACCCCUUCAGAUCCUCCAUCGUGUUCCUGCUGCAGGCACCAUGGUUGUUAUCUAGGCUGGGCCCUGCCGUGUUCGGGUCUGCCACGCGUGACACGGUUCUGGAGUGACAAACGGCUCAGAACGGGCGGUUUUAAUGUGUAAACGGAACCCGAGUUCCAGGGUUUACUAUUGGAACGGUUUGGGAUGUGAGGGGGUUUAUUCAGAGGAGGAGGACUCUCUGGGAGUGUGUGUGAGGAGUGUGUGUGAGGACUCAAGUGUGGAGGGAGGAGAAGGAGGAAGCGAGCUGCCAGCGUCAACUCUACCUGGUGUUGAGGAUAAAAGAAACUAUGAAAGCCUCCCAGAUCCUCUCUUCUUUUACUGUCAAUCAUCUUCUUUCUUGUUUUUUUUUGUCUCUACUCUCUCGUCUCACGUCUCUCUUCUGCCUCUGUCUACACUUCAUCCCUGUCUCUUUUCUACCUUCUGUUUUUCUGUUAUAUCUCCUCUCCUACUGUUUCAAUAGAAUUUCAAGAAAACCUUUGCUGAACACGGUAUAAUCUGUGUCUCAAAUGAAUCCCUGUUCCCCACCUUCCACAUUCCUUUUGACCAAAACCAUAGGAGCCCUACCCCAUGAGUUCUGGUCAAAAGGAGUCUGGGUAAUGGGGUACCGUUUUGGACAUGGGCUAACCCUGUGGUAAACAAAACUGGCUGGCUUCAGAACCACUCGCUAUACAUAAUUACUAUUUCAGUAAAUAUUGUAUUUUUUAUAGAGUUUGACACUUUAUACUUCUGAAUAGCGGAAAGAUUGUUACAUUCAUCAAGAGUAAAACUAUCUCUAUUUUAUUACAGGAUGAGCUGUAUGUACACCAUUGAUACAAAGUAAAAUCUUUACUAUAUUUUAAUAUAUUGAUUUAUGGAGUUAUAGACUAUAUAUUUUAACUUUUGGAGCAUGUGUAGUAAUACAGGAACCUGCAUGUGUGUGACCCAUGUGCCUUAGUAAGUGUCCUUAACCCGAUGAUUAUGGUUUAUACAAAACAAUUAUAGAAUAUUAAAAUGUUUGAUAAUUA